Molecule: messenger RNA, 5651 nt
Organism: Dermatophagoides pteronyssinus (European house dust mite)
Lineage: Eukaryota; Metazoa; Arthropoda; Arachnida; Sarcoptiformes; Pyroglyphidae
Molecular function (GO): protein binding
Source: RefSeq, a predicted model, not a curated record
ACGGACAAAUCAUUACGUACACAGAAAAGAAAAACUAAUAUUAAUCACAACAUAACGUAAUGAAUUUUUCGAAAAAUGAUGAAAAUGGAAAAUAUCUAUCCGAUACUUCACAAGGUGAUAGCAAUAAUGUUGAUUAUGGUAUUGGUAAUAGUGGUGAUCAACGGGAUGUGAUCACUCAUCAUCAGUUAUAUGCAUCAUCAUCACUAUUAUUAUCUCCCAAGAGACUAUCGCCUCGAUCUUCUAGUCAUUCCGUAUCAUUCAGUAUUAAUGAUUCGGUUGCUGAUGGUGCUAACAACAAUAACAAAAAUAGAUCCUCAAUGCCAUCAUCAUCAUCAUCAACAACAAUAACUCAUCAACAACAACAACAACAACAUUUGGAUAGUCCAAACAUGCCAAAUUUACCGAAACCACCACCAAAUACAUUACCAUUACUGGAUAAAAGUAUUGUUCCAGGACAUACGAAUGAAAAAAGUCCAAUUUCUCAUGAUAUAUUGAAUGAGAAAAGUUUGAAUGAAGAUGAAUUACCAUUACCACCACCACCACCAUCAACAAUAUCACCAUCAACAUCGACAACGCCACAACCAAUUUUUAAGCCGUUAUCAUCAUCAAAAUGUACAACUAAUCAAUCAAAACAUCAAGAAACAGAUAAUAUUGGUGGUAAUGUUAGCCGUACAAAUAGCAGCGGUAGUAUACCAGAUUAUCUAAGUCAUAAGUUACAUUCCCAGAUGAAUAUAACAGCGAAUAUUUUGAAAUCCAAAAGAAAAUCUAUAGCCGUCUCAUCAAUGUUACGACAUGGUGAUCAUUCCAGUUCGGGAACAAAUAACAGUUUAUUCAAACAACAUCAUCAUACAACAUUACGUAUGGUAAAAGAAUCAUAUGAUUCAUCAACAUCAACAACGACAAGUGAAUCUUAUCAUUUAAAUGAUCUUCCAACAUUACCUGCAAAACUAGCAACAUUAAGUAAACCACCGAUAACACCAUUUUUUAAUUCUUCAUUUCGUCGUGCACGUCAUAGUAUUGAUGUACGUGCAUUGCCUUCUUAUCUGGCUAAAAAACGUCAUAGCACAUUUGGACAAAUGCUUUCAGUUUUGAGUCCAACAGCACCGGAAGAAAGUUCAUCAUCAGAUGAUCCUUUAUUUGCCGAACCAAUUGCUCCAACACUUUCAUUGGGCGAAAGAGUUGCCUGGGUUAAAUCAUCAGGACCAGAAUUUGGUAUUGUUAGAUGGAUUGGUCGUAUGCCACAGAUAUCAUCUGAUUGGACCGUUGGUAUCGAAUUUGACAAUGCAAUCGGAUCUGGUGAUGGAACUGUCGAUGGACGACGAUAUUUUGUUGCAAAAGAAAAUUUUGCCAAAUUUUUGCCCAUAUCCGAAUUGACAAAAGUCGAUAAUUAUGCUGGCCGACCUAGAUCAGGAACAAUGUUAUCACGAAUGUCAGUUCAAUUGAAACCUGGCCAGUUAAUUAGCAUACAACGUUCACCAACAACAGCCGUACCACAUUGUUACCUUAACGCUCCACAUCACGUUGGACACGAUGUACAUGCACCAAACAAUCGUCAUUGUCAAUGUCAUAGUUGUAAUCAUCCAUGUGCUCAUAUUUGUAAAACCAGAAAACCUAAAGGCAAACGAUGGACGGAAGAUAUGGCCCAUAUGUGCCAUUUUUCCAGUAAACCUCAUGCCAAUAUGUGUUGUGGUGGUGAAGAUCUGGCAACUGCUUUUGAACCAAUUAAGGAGCCUGGUGCUAGUUGGAGACAUAGUGAAAUAAUCAGUUCAUUAAGAACGGUACCAACGGAAAUGAUUCAUCAGCGUAAAUCUACAAUCACUCAAUCAUCCAUUAAUAUGCAUGCGAUUAAAGAGACGCAGAUGUUGUUGAAAAAAUCAACCUCAUCAACAAAACAACAAAAUGUCGAUCAUUCUCCGAAUUUGCAACGUGAAAAUUUGGAUUCUGCUCUUCUUGAGCGUACUGGUUCGGAUCUUUCAAUAUCAAGUCUUCCAUCGAGUAGCUCGGUAGCUGAAAUUUAUAUUGGUCGUUCAGUAUUAACUGAUGAAUCGGAUAUUGAUUCCGAAACGGAAAGAAGUCUUGAUUCGAAUGCCAAGGCAAAUAAUAAACAAGGCUUUCGUUCACUUGUGGCUUGCUUUUUAGCAAAUUCAUUGCGGCUUAAAUCAAUGAAAUCCUAUUCAGAUAAAAGUAACCAUAACAAUAAAAAUAAUAAACCAACCGAUAGAAGUCAUUUAAGAAGGCGUAAAUAUCCUGAUAAACAUCAUCUUGAUUAUCAUCAUCCACAAGAAGCUUCUCACCAUCAUCAUCACCAUCAUCAUGAGAAUAAAAAAGUAAGAAAAAACAGGCCAAUACAACGGCUUGGAUUAAGUUCCACUGAUACCAGCUAUAAUGUCGACAUUCCAAGCAGUGUUCCAAAUACUCAACCAAACAAUAGUCUUUCAUCAGAUAUCUCUCAUCGAAUCACUGACGAAAAUCCUUCCCCAAUACCACCACCACCUCCUUCUCUUCAAAAUCCGCUUUUGGCUUCAUCGCAAUCAUCAACAACAGCCUUUUCACCUCGAUUUCAUCCAUGUAAUUCAAAAACAAAUUUUUGUGUUUCAAAAAGUUCGCCUUAUCGUAUGAGUGAAAUAAUGCAACAACAUCAUAUUGAUGGACAUAUUUCCGAAGAGAUUACAAACAGUAGUAGCAGUAGUACGCAAAGAAAUUCAAGCGAUAAACGAACAUCUAAUUAUGCUAGUAGUGAAAACUUUCAAUCUCCACGUCGAAGACGUAAUAAAGGGCCAGCUCCAAAACCUCCCAAAACUGGUAGCAAUAAUCAACAACCUACAGAAUAUUCCAUUAGUCCAGUGUCAAAUACUGAUGCCAUAUCUACUUCAUGUAAUUCCUUUCCUCGAAGUCUUUCGAAUUCAAGUAUGACAACUAAUUUUAGUUCUAAAGCCGAAGUCAUUAUAACAAAAAGCCCUUUUCAACAGCCACCAAAUCUGGUUCGAUCAUUGUCUGAGCAGAAACAAUUGAAUAUGAAAAAUUUAUUUAAUGCAUUGCCGUCAUUUCGUAGUGAAGUGAAUCUACAAGAAGUCAUUCCAACUGAAUCAGAAAUAAAUGAAUCAGAAAAAAAUGAACAUAAACAUGAAAUUAUUGAUAAAUCGAGCAAUAAAAACAAUGAUUUCGAAUCUAUAUAUGAGAUUCCAUUAUGUGGCAAAGAAUUAAUUCAAAAAGAUAUUCUACCCAUGCUUCCGGAAAAAACAUUUGAUCCUUUAAAAGUUUUCGGAUGUAAAAUGAAUUCCGAGACUAAACGAUUAGAAUCUAAUAAUCAACAAAAUUCAUCACCAAAUAUAAGUAGAAGUAAAUCCAUGCCAUUUGCUAAAUACACUUGUUGUGUUUAUCAUUGGAAAGAAUAUUUAGCUACAAUGAAUGAAAAUCAUAAAAGUGAUCAAUCUGUUCCUUGUCCAGAUCGAGAAUUAUGUGAUUUGUUAUUAGUAGAGGAUCUAUGUGAUUGUAAAACAGAUACUGGAUUUAUUAGUAAUCUUACCAAUGCAUUGUUAAGCCCUAAACAUAGUGUUCGUUUUAAAAAAAGUGAUUUCGAUCUACGAACAUCGACGACGGAAAAAUCUAAAAAUGGAAAAGAAACUAUUGAUAAUCUUUUGAAUGAAAUGAACAGCUUCGAAUUAAUACGUGUUAUGUCGGAUAGUUCUUUAACCAACACAACAAGUGCAACAACUGUGGUCGAAUAUAUUCAUGAUGAUCAAAUAGAUAAUUCAAAAUCUCAACGAAAUAGCAACGAUACAGCAAGUGUUAAUCUAAAAGAUGUAUUUUGUCAAACAAGCUUCAAAAAUUCUCCUGAAAAGUUUUCACGUCGAUGUAAACAUAAACAAUGUCGAUGUCGAACAUUAAGAUAUCGAAAUCAUCGAAAAGAUUGUCGCCAUCAAUAUGCAUGUACUUUGCAUAAUGAAUUUUGUACAUCAUCAGCCACUAAUCCAUUGUUUUUAGCUACGGAGAAAAAAUGUUCAAACGUUUGGCUAACAAGUAGCACAUCUGAUCAUUCAUUAUCAUCAUUAUCUUCUUCUAAUUCUACACUAUCUGAAACACCAUCAGCAAUGCGUACUGCAAAUGAAAUGAUUACCUCAAAUAUUCCAUUAAAAAAUCAUCUUUCUCCAAUGAAUCUUUGGGCAUCUCCUCUUGUCACAAAAUUCAGCAGAUUAAGUACUGAUGACAUUGGAAACGGAAAAAAAGAAUUGCUUGAAAAUACAAUGCAACCAGAUCGGUCAACAAUAAGCAGUGAAAAAUUAUUCAAAAGUGCUUUAAGUAAUAGUCUGAUGCAAACAUUUCCCGUUACUCCUCAUUUUUCUUCAGAAACAUUGAAAAAAUCUGCAGAUUUUAUGCCAACUGGCUUCAAUGAAGCACCGAAUGAAUUUGGCAAUAAAAAUGACUAUACAUGGUCGAAAUGUCUUUUAUCACAAUUGGAAAUUGCAAUCGCUAAUGGCGACCAUCAAAGAGCUGCUAUUCUAGCUAAAGAGCUUGCUUUCAAAAAGGUUAAUUGUUCUUUAACUGGAAAAUUUGCUUCAGGUCAAUGUGAAAUUAUAUCAAGUUGCGAUUCUCCAAUAGUAACAUAUCUUUAUAUUGACGAUAAAAUAUCUCACAAAGGACCUAUUCCAUUUCAGCUAUAUCCAUCAAUGACUGUAAAAAUGCUCAAAAUAAAGGUGGAAAAAGAAUUCGAUAUCCCAGGAGAACUGCAACAAUGGAUUUUUGGAAAAAACUUGGCCAUAAACAUGGAUGCAUCUUUAUCAACCUAUGGAAUCACUCAUUCUGGAUGCUCAAUAUUUCUUCAAAUUAAAAUGUUGAAUGAGAAUGAUAGCAGAUACAAUUUGAGCCAAGCUUCAACAUUGGCUACGACGUCUGGUUGUAAAUUGAUGGAGAAUGAAACGACAGAAACGAAUGGUGAUCUCUAUGAAAAAGAUGAUGAUAGUUUUUAUGAGUCGCUAAGACCAACAGACGAACUGCCACCAUAUUCAACGGAAGAAAUAUUGGAUAACAAAGUUCAUGUGCAAUUAGUGAAUGAUGAAAAAUCAACCGUAAACUACAUUCAAAAUCCAUUAGCAUCAUUAGAUUUUGAAGCAAUAAAUAGUGUUUCAUCACGAACUAGCUUCAAUGAAACCAUUCAUACUACUUCUAGUGACCAGGAUUUUCAAACGAAUUCCACUAAAAGUUUUUUCUAUCAGGAAACCGAUGUUCCGCCAUAUAAAAAUGAGCUCGUAUUUGAAAGUUUAAAUUUUGUCAAUGAAAUGUUGCCUAGAGUUGAGGAAGAAAAUGAAGAGGAACUUGAAGAAUAUGAUGAUGAUAAUGAAAUCGGUGAAUUUGUGAAUAAUAAUCAGGAUGAAAAAAAUCAACAUUGUUUGGAUAAAAAUUUGAUUGAACAAUUCGAAUGUCCUAGAUGUCUGAAACGAAUGGAUAUGCGAGAUACAAUUAUCUUGAAAAAAUGCAAUCAUACUUAUUGCCGUACCUGUUUGGAAAAUUCAAUUGAACUAAAUGAACAAGAUCAAAUAAAAUGUCCAUUUUGUGAUAGUGAUAAAGAAAAUAAAGAAAUCAAUGAUUAUGAUGAAACAACAUCUACUCGAUUGGAUAAUAAUCAAAAUAACAAUAAUUGCAAUAAAAAAUGA